AGGGGCCGUGAUCCAAUGGCUCCAUUUGGAGAUGGUUGCCCCCAACCUCCUGCAACAAGUAAAGACAGGCCCACGGGGGCUCAUGGGAGGAGGGGCGAGAGAGAGAGGGAGAGAGAGAGGGAGAGAGAGAGAGAGAGAGAGAGAGAGAAUGCUAUGAGACCGAGAGGGAUCUGGAGAAUCCAUUUCUCUCCUCUCUCGCUCUGCUUUGGCAAGUCUUGUCUCUCCAGCAUCCAUCCGCCCUUCUGAUGUCUGCCGACUUUUCUCAUUCUGCUUUUCGUCGAUUUUGAUUCUCUUCCAGCGAAAGAAAACUUUCGAAAGACAAAGAGGGACUGUGGAGGAGGACAAAGGCCAUGGCCUCCUGGUUCAGCUGGAAUGAGCCGUAUUCCCGGAGCCCCCGACGGGACCCGGCCGACGUGGUCACCGACACCCUGAUGCUGGAGUUCAGCUGGCAGCUGAAGGAGGCCGAGAGGCAGCAGAGGGAGAGGGAGAACGAGUACCAGCGCCUCAAGACCGGGGUGGACUACAGCUGGCUGGCCAACCCGCCGCGGUCCACCUACAGCCUCUGCACCGGGGAGCGGCUCGGCCUCGAGGAGCUCUGCUCCAAGGUGCCGCCGCCGUGCUGCGGCCAGCUCAUCCUCAAGUUCAGAGAAGUCCUGCAGGCCAACGAGCCCGAGGUGCACGAGGUGUCCGGCCUGUUCCGCUCCGUCCUCCUGGAGACUCUGGACGGGCUGAAGGAGGAGCAGGAGGCGCAGCGGCUCGCCCACCAGUGGAACAACAGACGAGGCGUGAGCACGUCCCUCAUGAACUUCAGGUCCCGGAUCAAGAUCAACCCGUUCGGGAGCACGGUCGGCCUGACGUCCGGCGAGGCCGACGGCGUGGGGCUGAACGAGCUCAAGACGGUGUCGGAGGAUGUGGAGAAGGGCUCGGAGAGGUCCCACAGGGUGUGGAGCAUGCCAGACUUCAGAUACAAAGGAGCCAGCAGCAGCAAGGUUGUCUGAUGGGAGGCGUUCAUGGGCCACAGCACGUCCCCUUUGGUCCCACAGUCCUCCUCCUCUUUUCAGUAGGAGACCAAUCAGCAUAAAUUGAUGAUUUACCUGUAAGGGCAAUGUCAGGCGUUUCUUUUCCCAUUGGCGCCUCUGUAACUUAAUGGCACUUUUUUUGGAACUGAAGCGGUUGAUAUUUUGUGUCGCCUCUGGCAGUGAAACGUCUUUUUUUUUUUUUGUAGACAGUAUCCAAGCAACGAGGGCUAUUUAAGGUUGGCAGAGGAUAUUCUUGUCAUACGCAGGAUUUGUUGACUUUGGCAGGAAUGCAUGAAAAAUGUUGUUUGGUCAGACAACACUAAAAUGAAUGGUCUUUCAUGACAGUAUACACGGAAAAGUAUUUAUAAAUUGUAUGCACAAGUUAUUGAUGAUCGUCAAUUCAUGCUCCA
Pungitius pungitius (ninespine stickleback) is the source of this 1429-nucleotide messenger RNA. It is a transcript of the gene rd3, whose product is annotated as retinal degeneration 3, GUCY2D regulator. The transcript is spliced from 3 exons. NCBI's taxonomy places the organism in Eukaryota, Metazoa, Chordata, Actinopteri, Perciformes, Gasterosteidae. The record is from RefSeq and is a predicted model, not a curated record. The coding region runs from base 351 to 998 and encodes 215 amino acids.